GGAGAGACUCAUGGAAGCAGAAAUCUGCCUAAAUAUUUAUGAAAUAAUAUAUUUAUUUCUUGGUAUAGAAUAAAAAAGUAAAUUAGAAAAACAAAUCUGCUUCCCAUCCUCCUAAUAGAGCCGCAUUCCUUCCACUCCAGGUCUUAUAUGUUACUACCUGUACAAGAGAGGGCCCAGCCCAUAUACACUGAGCUGCACAAAGGCACCACAUUGUCAUGAGAAAUUAGUUUUUUUAAAUGUAUUUCUUAUACUUAAUGAGUCUACUUGUUGCUUAAGAAUUAGGACCAGUCGCGACUCAUGAGUGUGGGACCCUGUUCAUUCACCAUCAUUUUCCUCUGUUCCAUCUGGAAGUUUAAGGAUUCGAGAAUCAGAGAGUUCUUAGCAGGGAUACAGCGACAGAAGAUUAAGCGCUAGCUUUGGGGCCCAGGUAUAUAGAGAGAGCUGCUGGGAGCGAUCCUCAGAGACAUGGCACGGAAAAGAAGCACCAGGCGCACCUGUCUGCUCAUCUGUCUGACUAUGACUCUACUCUUCCUGCUGGGGAUCCUUGUAGGAUGGCUGAUAAAACCUUCAGAGGAAAGGAUAACCCCACCCACGCAGAACAUAAGGGAGGAGCUUUUGUCAGAAAUGAAAGCAGAAAAUAUCAGGCAUUUCCUGCGAGACUUCACAAAGAUUCCUCAUCUGGCAGGAACCGAACAAAAUUUACAGCUUGCGAAGCGAAUUCAGAAGCAGUGGUUGGAUUUCGGGUUGGAUUCGGCAAAGCUGGUUCAUUAUGACGUCUUGCUAUCGUAUCCCAAUAGCAGUGAUCCCAAUUAUAUCUCCAUAAUUGAUGAACAUGGAGAAGAGAUUUAUAACACUUCUCUGUUUGAACCACCUCCGAUGGGUUAUGAAAAUUUCACAGACAUAGUCCCCCCGUAUAAUGCCUUCUCUGCACAAGGAGACCCAGAGGGUGAUCUUGUCUAUGUAAACUACGGCCGUACAGAAGAUUUUUUCCAUUUGGAAAGAAAUAUGAAGAUUAACUGUACUGGGAAAAUUGUCAUUGCUCGAUAUGGAAAAAUCUUUCGAGGAAACAAAGUGAAGAAUGCAAUAUUGUCUGGUGCAAAGGGAAUCAUCCUUUACUCUGAUCCAGUGGAUUACUGUGCUCCUGGAGUAGAACCAUACCCCAAUGGCUGGAAUCUCCCAAGUGGUGGAGUCCAACGAGGAAAUGUCCUCAAUCUGAAUGGUGCAGGAGACCCACUGACCCCUGGUUAUCCAGCAAAAGAGUUCACAUACAGAUAUGAGGCUGAUGAAGGAGUGGGCCUUCCCAGCAUUCCUGUUCAUCCUAUUGGAUACCGUGAUGCAGAAGAAAUACUCAAGCUAAUGGGAGGAGCCUCACCACCAAGCACUUGGAAAGGAAACCUUGAUGUUCCUUACAACAUUGGACCUGGAUUUCUACAAAACGUUUCUACGAGAAAGGUCAGAAUGCAUGUCCACAGCAACAAUGAAGUUACCAGGAUUUAUGAUGUUAUUGGCACCAUCCGGGGAGCUGUGGAGCCAGAUAGGUACAUAAUAUUGGGUGGUCAUCGAGACUCUUGGGUCUUUGGAGGGAUAGAUCCAACAACCGGAGCAGCCGUCCUUCAAGAAAUCACAAGGAGCUUUGGCAAAAAAGUGAAAGAAGGUUGGCGGCCCAGAAGGACGAUUAUAUUUGCAAGCUGGGACGCGGAAGAGUUUGGACUGUUGGGAUCUACAGAAUGGGCCGAGGAAAAUGCCAAAAUUCUGCAUGAGCGAGCCGUGGCGUAUAUCAACUCCGACUCUUCUUUAGAAGGGAACUACACCCUGAGAGUGGAUUGUACCCCCCUGAUGCACAGACUCGUCUACAACCUGACCAAAGAGAUUUCCAGCCCAGAUUCAGGCUUUGAGGGCAAGUCUUUAUAUGAAAGCUGGAGGGAAAAAGAUCCUUCUAUUGAGAAUAAAGCCAUUCCCAGAAUAAAUAAACUUGGAUCUGGAAGUGACUUUGAGGCUUAUUUCCAGCGCCUGGGCAUUGCCUCUGCAAGAGCUCGCUACACCAAAAACCGGAAAACUGACAAGUAUAGUAGCUACCCGGUCUAUCACACCGUCUAUGAGACCUUUGAGCUGGUGGAUCGUUACUAUGACCCCGGGUUCAAGAGACAGUUGGCAGUGGCCCAGUUGAGGGGAAGUCUGGUCUAUGAACUGGCCAACGCCCCAGUGAUCCCAUUCAAUGUCCAGGACUAUGGAGAUUCGUUGAAAAGCUACGCGAUCAGUAUCUACAGCCUGGCCAAGAAAAACAAGUCCCAGAUGGAAACCUUUGGAGUAUCAUUUGAUUCUCUGUUUUCUGCCAUCCAUAACUUUACAGAAGCGUCAGAUGGACUGCACCAAAGACUUGAACAUCUCGAUCGCCACAACCCACUUGCUGUUCGCAUCAUGAAUGAUCAGUUGAUGUUUGCAGAAAGAGCCUUCAUCGAUCCUUUAGGAUUGCCAGGAAGACAAUUUUACAGGCACGUCAUCUUCGCUCCAAGCAGCCAUAACAAGUACGCAGGAGAAUCCUUCCCGGGAAUAUACGACACUUUGUUUGAUAUAGAGAAUAAAGUCGAUCAGUACCAGGCGUGGGAAGAAGUGAAAAGGCAAAUUUCCGUUGCCACAUUUACAGUUCAGGCCGCGGCAGAGACACUACAAGAAGUGGCAUAAAUCACGGAGAGUGAUCUCUGACCCCACAAGGGGCCAACGGACUGUUUAUUUGAACCACUCACUAAGCUUUAUUGUUCAGUAUUUUUAUAUUUAUUUGUAUAAAAGAAACUGCAGUUUG
Messenger RNA from Xenopus laevis (African clawed frog), 2800 nucleotides. RefSeq names its product N-acetylated alpha-linked acidic dipeptidase 2 L homeolog (gene naalad2.L). The transcript is spliced from 20 exons. NCBI's taxonomy places the organism in Eukaryota, Metazoa, Chordata, Amphibia, Anura, Pipidae. Gene Ontology annotation, molecular function: metallocarboxypeptidase activity; carboxypeptidase activity. Gene Ontology annotation, cellular component: plasma membrane. The coding region runs from base 466 to 2682 and encodes 738 amino acids. The record is from RefSeq and is a predicted model, not a curated record.